AUGGCCGCCGCAGACACCGCCAGCUCAGGCGCCGGCGACAUGCCGUGUCCCGACCCCUCCGUCCACCAACAUCAGAACAAGCUGUCCGAGCAGGCCUCUACCGCCGCCCUCUACGUUACCCAUCCCGAGCGUGCCUCCGAUCGCGGUCACUCCGAGACGCGUGAGAAUCCGCUGGGAGCCGACGGCAAGCUCUCCUCCAAAAGUGAGUACAUACUCGCCGACAUGAUCUCAAACACACGUCAUGUUUGCUGAAACUCUUGCCUCAGGUGCCGCCGCAUCGUUGAAGUAUGCGAAGCCGCAAGAUCUCCCUUCCUUCCCCACCACCGGUGCUUCCGCCGACUCGGCUGGCAAGGCUGCAACGCUCGCCAAGGACUACAAGAUGAAGGAACUCUGGCAGCCCGAGCAGAGUCUCGCGGGCUCCAAGGCGGCAAUUUUGGCGGCGGAAAAGGGCGGCAAGCUGGAUCUGUGGCAGGCGUCCGCCACCCCAGAGGGACAUUCGGCCGCGACACUGGCCAUGCGCAACAAAGGUCUGAGUCCGAACGUCUACACCGGUGUGGAUGCCGACAACCGCAGCAAGGCGUUGCUGGCCGCGACAAUGUCUCAUAACAAGGGCAGACAACGAGCUGGAUCCACGCCCGCACCUCCACCUCCAGCCUAUCCUGAUUCGCACAACUCUACCAAAAACGCGCUGAACGCCGCGACUGUCUCCCACGGCACAUCCAGGUCGAUGAAGGGUAUGGCCCCGGAUGGCUGGAGCUCAGAGGCUAUGCAAGCCGCGCGUAUCAAGAACGUUGGAUCGCGCAUGGGCGGCGUAGAGCAGUUUGGCGAGCAUCCCACGGUCGAGAUUCCUGGCGAGCGUGAAGAGGCUACGCAUCAGGCUGCUCUGCGAGCAUCUGCCAUUUCCAUGGCCAAGACCAUCUACGAGACACAGAACCGAACCGCGUUGACUGAUGAUCCCGAAGAGAUUGCCGCCCGAGCCGCAGCAGGACGAAGCUCAACGUCCACACAGCCCGACAUCAAGCAAGAGGCUAUGCGAUAUAUCAAUCUGCAAGAGGCAGCGCAUAAACUGGCAUCCGAACGACUGGCCAAGGUCGACAAGAAUCUCGAGGCAGCCCGCUUCCGCGAAUAUUACGGCUACGAAGACAAGCCCAAGAGGUUGUCUUCGCGAAUGUCAAUGCGUAGCGCGGGUGGCCGUAGUCGUCAACGGAAUCGAGCAUCAAGUGAAGGCACUGCGGACCGAGAUGACGACAGCGACGACGAGGAACAAGCGCGCCGCAUACGCACGCAGAUGUCUCAGCUGAGCACCGGUCUUGGACAGGUCGAUCAAAAGAAGCAGCAGGACGACCGCGCGAGACUCCUUGCAGCCGCUGAGAAGAAGGUCAGCGCUCGCAUGCACAACAUGAAUGAAAAGGUUUACGCGGAUACCGGCAAGAUCCCCCCAGCGCUGCAGGAGGAGUGGGAAGCAAAGGCACGCGACCGUGCUCAGAGGGACAGAGAGCUGCAGGCACAGAAUCCUGGCAAGACCCACAUUGGUGGAGGAAAGUUCAUGGAUCAAUCCGACAUCGACGCUAUCGCUGCGGCAAGGCUGAAGCCGACCUUGGACGAGAUCACCGACACCGCCGAGAAGAAGCGCGCGAGGGACGAGGAGCUCAGACUGGAGAAGGAAGAGCAGGAGAGACAGAAGCGCGAGGAGAGGGCUCAGAAGAAGGGAGAGAAGGAUGAGCAGAAGCGGGUCAAGAGUGAGUAUGAGUCAACGCACCGGUUUGCUCAUUGCUGACAUGUUCGCAGAUGAAGAGAAGGCCGAGGCCAAGAAGGUCAAGGACGAGGAAAAGGCACGCAAGGCGGAAGAGAAGCGUGUCGUCAAAGAGGACAAACGUAAGAGCCGCGAACAGAACAGGGAUGAAGGCCAGAACGCUGCUACUGCCGGGGCUGCUGGCGCCACCGUCGGAGAGGUUGCCGAGAAGGUCAAAGACGACGAUACUGCCGACGACGCCGCAUAUCAGAAGCAUCGAUCGGCGCUCAAUAGGCUUAAGGAGAAAUUCCGAAAGAGCCAAGCACCGGAGGGAGACACCAAUUAUGCAGUCGAAGAAAAACACGACAGUAAUGUGAACAAGAGCACUGUCGCAGGCGUCGCAGGUGGCGCGGCGACUGGAGCAACAUUGGCAGAGGUGGCAGACCACAAGGAGGGGCGCCCUUCAGAGCCCUUGGACCCCCAGCAUGCUACCCACGAUGGGAAGGAGCAGGUCUCACCUGUGUUCGCCGAGGGGAAACCUUAUCAGCCUGACCCUACGAACGCGAUGGAUCCCGAUGCGAAGGGUGUCGACGCUGAAGAUCCCGCUUCUGACCUCAAGACCGCUCGAGACGUCCACGCUGUCGACAAGUGGAACACAAUGCCUGGGGCAGCAACUGCCGCUACUAUACCUACGCUCGUCGCAGAUGAUGAUGAUGCGGCUUCUGAAGCUGACGACGAGUUCGAUGAGCCAACGUCGAGACCAGAAAGACCCAAGUUCGAGCAGCAGCCUAGCCUGGUAGGUUAUGGAAACGACCACUCGUCGGAAGCGUCGAAUAAGCUAAAUCUGGAGCGACACAUUUCUGCAAUUCCAGACAGCGAUGAUGAGUUCAAUGACGACGACGAUGAUGAAGACUGGAAUGACGAGAGAAAGCCUCAGAACUUUGUGGAAAAAGACCACGCUCUGGCUGUCGCCGAGCGAGUGGCUGCUGCUCCUGUCAUUGAUAGAGCUGCUGCCCCGCCAGAGGUCCAGAGUGAAGAGACCGCUUCACGAAUGGAUGAUCAGCGCGCCGAGGCUCCAAAAGAUUUGCCAUCGACUAUCGAGGCUCCAGGUGUUCCAAAGGCACAGCUGGAGACUGAGCCGGAUCACAAGGAGCACACCAUAUUACGUCAGAUCGUCAAUCCACAAGGCAAGAAGCACGAUGGGGAGGCGUUCGGACCCAACGCACACGAGAUCUCCGCGCCUUCCGAAGCCAAGACUAGCAUUGAUGAGAAGGAGAAACCCAACAAGCUUCAAAAGUCCUCAGCUCCUGCGGCAGCCGCCAGUGAGUCGAAGUCGCCCACGUUGCCUUCUUCAUCGGGCAAAGAGGGCAAGGAGAAAGAGCACAAGGGCCUCCGCGGCCUAUUCAGCAUGUUCGGAAACAAGAAAAACAAGGAGAGCAAGUAUCCUGACUUCAAAUCUGUUGGAAAAGACUCCAAGGACAGUAAACAGUCGAGCUCGGUGUCUUAUGAGAAGACCGAGGCCGGCGAGAAGCCAAUCAAGACGGGGACUGCUGCUAUCGCUGGUGCUGAUCACAAAGACAAGACGGCAGGUAACAAGGAAACCUCGCCCACUCUACCUCAAGUUGAUGCCGGACCAAGUCUCACCGGAGAACCAACUGGCACUGAAGGUGCCUCUGGCGUAAAGAGCCACGCCAGUGGUCAAGGCGUUAAUCCGCGAGCUGACUCUCCUUCUUCUUUCAAGCGAGGCGAACACGAACUCGAUGACCUGGACGAUGUUUCCUCCUCCGGCGCAGACGAGGAAGACGUGUCACGCGGUCGCGGAGGUCGUGUAGCUCGCCAGCUUGGUUUCGGCAACAGUCGAACCACGGAGACGGUCGGCAAGGGCAAAGGGCCUGCGAGGGAGACUGGCAAUGGGGAUCGGCAGAACAGCAACACCGAGGACGAACAGUUCGAAGAGGCCCGGGACCACUUUGACGAGACGCUUGCUCCUCCUCCUGCUUUUGCUGGACAGGCCAAGAGCGAGAGCCCUGUCAGCGGCACAAAGUUCCAGGAGGAACUCUAA
This is a messenger RNA of Lecanosticta acicola, 3794 nucleotides long. The record is from the annotation of a GenBank genome assembly. Lineage: Eukaryota; Fungi; Ascomycota; Dothideomycetes; Mycosphaerellales; Mycosphaerellaceae.